AUGUCCACAAAAUCAUAUACCAGUAGAGCUGAGACUCAUGCAAGUCCGGUUGCAUCGAAACUUUUACGUUUAAUGGAUGAAAAGAAGACCAAUUUGUGUGCUUCUCUUGACGUUCGUUCGACUGAUGAGCUAUUGAAACUUGUUGAAACGUUGGGUCCAUACAUUUGCCUUUUGAAAACACACGUUGAUAUCUUGGAUGAUUUCAGUUAUGAGGGUACUGUCGUUCCAUUGAAAGCAUUGGCAGAGAAAUACAAGUUCUUGAUAUUUGAGGACAGAAAAUUCGCCGAUAUCGGUAACACAGUCAAAUUACAAUAUACAUCGGGCGUUUACCGUAUCGCAGAAUGGUCUGAUAUCACCAACGCCCACGGGGUUACUGGUGCUGGUAUUGUUGCUGGCUUGAAACAAGGUGCGCAAGAGGUCACCAAAGAACCAAGGGGAUUAUUGAUGCUUGCUGAAUUGUCUUCCAAGGGUUCUCUAGCACACGGUGAAUAUACUAAGGGUACCGUUGAUAUUGCAAAGAGUGAUAAAGAUUUCGUUAUUGGGUUCAUUGCUCAGAACGAUAUGGGAGGAAGAGAAGAAGGGUUUGAUUGGCUAAUCAUGACCCCAGGUGUAGGUUUAGACGACAAAGGCGAUGCAUUGGGUCAGCAGUACAGAACCGUCGACGAAGUUGUAAGUGGUGGAUCAGAUAUCAUCAUUGUUGGCAGAGGACUUUUCGCCAAGGGUAGAGAUCCUAAGGUUGAAGGUGAAAGAUACAGAAAUGCUGGAUGGGAAGCGUACCAAAAGAGAAUCAGCGCUCCCCAUUAA
Molecule: messenger RNA, 804 nt
Organism: Kluyveromyces lactis
Lineage: Eukaryota; Fungi; Ascomycota; Saccharomycetes; Saccharomycetales; Saccharomycetaceae
Gene: URA3
Product: orotidine-5'-phosphate decarboxylase
Exons: 1
Coding region: 1-804 (267 amino acids)
Biological process (GO): 'de novo' UMP biosynthetic process; 'de novo' pyrimidine nucleobase biosynthetic process
Cellular component (GO): cytosol
Molecular function (GO): orotidine-5'-phosphate decarboxylase activity
Source: RefSeq, a predicted model, not a curated record